AUGCUGGUCCCCCAGCUAGCGAACAACUUCAACGGCUUGGACGCGAAAACGAGGCUAGCACUCCGCGACAUUCGCGAUUUGAUUGGAAAGCUGGAUAAACGUCUCCGUGCAUCAAAUGAGAGUCAACGGGUUCUGAUCGAGACUGUGAACCACCUCGCGAAGGCUCUUAUCAAGCCUAGUUGGUGCGAUGACACAAAGAUUUCGGAGGCCCUGAGCUCAGUGGUGGAUCUUCUUCUCAACGGACAGGACCUAGAGAAGCGUAGGGUUUAUCCUAUCGAAGCGGACUUCAAAAAACAUCAGAUGAUCGUCUAG
Closterium sp. Yama58-4 is the source of this 312-nucleotide messenger RNA. Lineage: Eukaryota; Viridiplantae; Streptophyta; Zygnematophyceae; Desmidiales; Closteriaceae. The record is from the annotation of a GenBank genome assembly.